Molecule: messenger RNA, 1265 nt
Organism: Pieris brassicae (large cabbage white)
Lineage: Eukaryota; Metazoa; Arthropoda; Insecta; Lepidoptera; Pieridae
Product: protein lifeguard 4-like
Exons: 5
Coding region: 103-843 (246 amino acids)
Biological process (GO): negative regulation of apoptotic process
Cellular component (GO): membrane
Source: RefSeq, a predicted model, not a curated record
ACAAUAUACAGUAGUACAAUUAUUUGCUCUUUGAAAAGGUUUCAUUGAUUGGAAAGGAAAAUAAAUAUUUUGUUGAAGAAAUAAAAAUUUAGUGUUAUCAACAUGGCUAGUAUACCGUUAAUGUAUGCGCAGGAGGACUGUGAAUUGGGAGAAAAGGGAAGCAUUGAGGAUGAUUUUGCAUAUCGCAACAAUGUUAUGAAUGCGGAUAAGGAUAUACGUCUUGGCUUUAUUCGAAAAGUUUAUAGCUUGCUGACAGUACAACUCUUGGUCACUGUCGCAAUUGCCUCUGUUUUUUUACUUGUUAAGCCAGUACAAGUGUUUAUACAUUCCAAUGAAUGGAUGGUACUAAUUGCAUUUGUUCUGAGUAUGGGGACACUACUAGCACUGAUUGUUAAACGUCGUGAAUAUCCUACAAAUCUCUACCUCCUGGCUGGUUUUACUGUGGUGCAAGCAUACACUAUUGGUGUAGUGGUGUCAUACUUUGACACAUUUAUUGUACUUCAAGCCCUGGCACUCACAUUCACGGUGGUUCUUGCUCUGACUUUAUUCACAUUCAAUACAAAGAGGGAUUUCUCUUUUGUCGGAUACGGCCUCGUAGCCGGACUCAGCGUGCUUAUUAUCGGGGGUUUUCUUCAAAUCUUCCUUCAAAGCUCUGCCUUCGAAAUCGCCCUUUCGUUCACGGGAGCUGUAUUCUUUGGACUUUUCCUUAUCUUUGACACUCAACAGCUUAUGACAACUCUAUCCCCAGAAGAAUAUAUCCUCGCGACUAUCAAUUUGUACAUGGAUAUACUAAACCUAUUUCUAUACAUUUUGCGUAUUUUAAACGAAUUAAACCGUAACUGAACAGUAUUAAGUGCAAAUUCUGCUAUUGUAUAUAAAUAAGGCUAUAUAUUUCAGAUACUUCGAUAUUUUUUUGUGAAAUGGCUGUGAAUGCUAAAUUCCAAACGUUUUUGCGAAUUAUUUUACUAUCCGACGUUCGUACGAUAAGUGCGUUUUUUAACAUUAUGGCAGCUUCUACGUGCUGAAGUAAUUAUAUUAAAAAAAUAUAAAAAUUUGUAUCUUUGUACAUUGUUGUUGCCACAUAUUUUAAAAUCUAAAUAAAACAAAAUUUUAUUGGAAUAUAAGCCCCUCUUUAUAGAGUUAAAUUUAUGUUGGUGAAUGUAGUAGAGCGAAGUCGGAUCCUGGAUUUUUCAUAGCACAAUAUCUAUUAUCUAUUACUACAUCGUUAUAAACGUGAUUAUUUUAAUAAAUUGUUUGGAAAUCAA